Messenger RNA from Sciurus carolinensis (gray squirrel), 17352 nucleotides. RefSeq names its product adrenoceptor alpha 1A (gene Adra1a). Gene Ontology annotation, molecular function: alpha1-adrenergic receptor activity. Bases 1052 to 2452 code for a protein of 466 amino acids. Gene Ontology annotation, cellular component: membrane. NCBI's taxonomy places the organism in Eukaryota, Metazoa, Chordata, Mammalia, Rodentia, Sciuridae. The record is from RefSeq and is a predicted model, not a curated record. Gene Ontology annotation, biological process: cell-cell signaling; adenylate cyclase-activating adrenergic receptor signaling pathway; regulation of vasoconstriction. The transcript has 3 exons.
UUCCUUGCCCGUUCUUUUCUGGUGUCGAGGGGCUGAAUUUAAAAGGGUGAUUGUGGAGUUUUUGGUUUGCUGUUUUUUCCCCCCUAUUUUCACUAUUUUAAAAUAUCCAGGUAUAGCGAUUACGAGCCAGGAAUUUGAAGGCAUCGGUGGUAGAGGGGUGAGUCAGCGGGUGUAAAAGGACUAGGAUUCGGUUCCUCCGAGAGACGGUCCCUCUCCCCCCACCAGAGAAGCGGCGGCAGGCGGAUCCUGGAACUGAAGCCCGCCCGCUCCUCCCCAGCGCGGGAGCGGGAGCUGGGCAUCCGCACUUCAGGUGAGUGCGCCGCGGCCGCCGGUGCAGGCAUGCAGCAGGGCCGGUGGGCGAAGGCAGACCUCCCUGGCCUGCAGGAGGGCGCAGGAAAAGAAGCACCGGCGCGGUCAGGGUUUCAGCGAACAUUUCACACCCUUUUCUCGCGGCGGUGUGCCUAGAAGCUGGAGCUAGCAGGAGCCUGCGGUGGGGCAGUCAACGCAUGGAUAAUUGAAGGCCUUGAGCAACGCACGAAGUGCAAACGGUCCCGGUCUUUGAACGUCGACGGCUGAUCCAUACUUACCUGUGGUUUGGCACAAGACUGGUGCUGGAAUUUAGAAUUCCAAAUUACGUGCACAAUGCCCAGUCUUCUCCCCACUAGGGCGGAUCGGACAGUACAGAAAAGAGGACUCCGGUAAUUCUGGUUCUGCAUUUUGCAACAUUACUUCUCCAGCUGCACGUCAAAGGUCGGUUAGGGAGGGAGUUGGGGUCCUGGUCAGCGCAGUGAGUGGAGAGGUUCUCUGACAGCCUCCCGCGCCCCUGGCCAUGUUGCCUUUAAUGCCCUGUGCCUUAGAGUGGCCCUCCAAGGGUUCCCAGGGCUGGCCGCGGUUGCUUCCCACCCGCGCGUUCUCUCUCGCCCCCAGCCAAACCCAACUGGCCCGGCUCCGAGGAGGCGAGACCUUUUGACUCCUGCUCCCUCACUCCCGCCUCCGCCCCCCGCCCGAGGGUGGCCCUAGAGAGCCGGAUCUCGCCGGCGCGGCUGGGACCAUGGUGUUUCUCUCCGGAAAUGCUUCCGACAGCUCCAACUGCACCCACCCGCCGGCACCAGUGAACAUUUCCAAGGCCAUUCUGCUCGGGGUGAUCUUAGGGGGACUCAUCAUUUUCGGGGUGCUGGGGAAUAUCCUAGUGAUCCUCUCCGUGGCCUGUCACCGGCAUCUGCACUCGGUCACUCACUACUACAUCGUCAACCUGGCGGUGGCCGACCUCCUCCUCACCUCCACGGUGCUGCCCUUCUCCGCCAUCUUCGAGAUUUUGGGCUACUGGGCCUUUGGCAGGGUCUUCUGCAAUAUCUGGGCGGCAGUGGACGUCCUGUGCUGCACUGCGUCCAUCAUGGGCCUCUGCAUCAUCUCCAUUGACCGCUACAUCGGCGUGAGCUACCCGCUGCGCUACCCGACCAUCGUCACCCAGAGGAGGGGUCUCAGGGCUCUGCUCUGCGUCUGGGCGCUUUCCCUGGUCAUCUCCAUAGGGCCUCUGUUCGGCUGGAGGCAGCCGGCCCCGGAGGACGAGACGAUCUGUCAGAUCAACGAGGAGCCCGGCUACGUGCUCUUCUCGGCGCUGGGUUCCUUCUACGUGCCGCUGGCCAUCAUUCUGGUCAUGUACUGCCGAGUCUACGUGGUGGCCAAGAGGGAGAGCCGGGGCCUCAAGUCCGGCCUCAAGACCGACAAGUCUGACUCCGAGCAAGUGACGCUUCGCAUUCACCGGAAAAAUGUCGCGGCAGGAGGCGGCGGAAUGAGCAACGCCAAGAACAAGACGCACUUUUCGGUGAGGCUCCUCAAGUUUUCCCGGGAGAAGAAAGCGGCCAAAACGCUGGGCAUCGUGGUCGGCUGCUUCGUGCUCUGCUGGCUGCCCUUCUUCCUAGUGAUGCCCAUUGGAUCUUUCUUCCCUGAUUUCAAACCUUCUGAAACAGUUUUUAAAAUAGUAUUUUGGCUCGGAUACCUAAACAGCUGCAUCAACCCUAUCAUCUACCCAUGCUCCAGUCAAGAGUUCAAAAAGGCCUUCCAGAAUGUCUUGAGAAUCCAGUGUCUCCGCAGAAAGCAGUCUUCUAAGCACGCCCUGGGCUACACCCUGCAUGCCCCCAGCCAGGCCCUGGAGGGGCAGCACAAGGACAUGGUACGCAUCCCUGUGGGAUCCGGAGAGACCUUCUAUAAGAUCUCCAAGACGGAUGGGGUCUGUGAAUGGAAAUAUUUCUCUUCCGUGCCCCACGGAUCUGCCAGGAUUACAGUGCCCAAGGACCAAUCGGCCUGCACCACAGCUCGGGUGAGAAGUAAAAGCUUUUUGCAGGUCUGCUGCUGUGUGGGGCCCUCGACCCCAAGCCUUGGAGAAAACCACCAAGUUCCAACCAUUAAGAUCCACACCAUCUCGCUCAGUGAGAACGGGGAGGAGGUCUAGAGGAGGAAAGGUCAGAAGGAAAGGGGUGACCCUAGGUGCCCUCCCCACUCCCACACAGAAGGCCACUCGCCCUUCCUGCAGGACAAGAGGGCACCAUCCAACCAGGGACCACCUGGGAAUGGGGUGGGGGAGGAGACCUAACUCAGCAGGCAGCAGGUGGGGCCCACGGAAGAGGGAGGCUGUCUCACAAUCUCCUGGUUCGAAGUGAGCUAGACAGCAUUUCCCCAGAGCUGAUUCUCUCCCAGCCAUUUUCUGAGCCUGCUUUCCACAACCGGCCCUUUCAACGAAAAACACCAUGGGAAACAGAAUUUCAUACACAAUCCAAAAGACUAUAAAUAUAGGAUUAUGAUUUCAUCAUGAAUAUUUUGAGCACACACUCUAAGUUUGGAGCUACUUCUUGAUGAAAGUGAGGGGAUUUUAUUUUCAGGCUAAACCUACUGACAGCCACAUUUGACAUUUAUGGAGAGAGGGCCCAGAGAGGAAGAACUAGAAGAUGGCGGCCAAUACCCGGGCACAUUUCUUUUAGAGCGAGUUUUAAAACUUCAUCAUUUCUAAGACAACCAGUUUUUCAACUUGGGUGCAACUGGACAGUGAGAUUUACCUUUGGCUGCACUUUGGCUACUACUCCUUGUCCCCUACUGGGACAUUCAUGUCUUAGAAUGUGGCAGAGACACAUUCUCUGCCAUUGGGUUUGGAGAGUGUGCAAAGAACCCAACAGGGAAAGCACGUUUUUUCCCAAGAGAUGGGAGGCUCAGUUUUGCAAAUUAACUACUAGGGACAGAAAUCCUUCCAGCAGCUCCCAGAUCAGACAAAAGAGGCUCCCUCUGUAACAUUUAAUGAUCCAGAAGUUGGAGUGGUGCUCAUUUCAUUCUAAGGUAAAGGCUGCCAAAUUACUCCACAGCAUUUUUGCUGUGGCCUAAAAAGACCCUUCCUAACAAAUCACUCACCUUUUCCAGAACUCCAUUUUGAAAAUACAGAGCUGAUCCUAUGUUGACUUCCAUUUCCUCUUAUCUGAUCCCAUACCACAUACUGGGUGAGAUUUACCUGUUUUGAGUUAGAAUGAGCCUAAGAUCCAGCUAUAUCCUUCCUGAACUUUGAAACAUACUAAUGCUCAGCCUUGAACAUGAAAUGACUGAUGUCCGAAGAGCUGCCCAGAGCAGGAGUUUGCAAACAUUUUUGACAGAAACUGAUUUAUCCUGGCAAAAGAUUCAGUAGCUCAUUCAAUUUCAGCUAUUCCUACUUUUUGCAGGCACCUGGGGAAUAGGCUAUUUUUCAAUUUAUAUAAAAACCAAAUUUUGAUAAACCUCAGUAAUUCAGAUUACUGCUAGAGGUGGUAACUCCAUGUAAAAAUUAAAAUAUGCCUGUCAUUCCACAUCAAGAACUUGAAGUAGGAUUUAAGAAUUUCAAAGCAGUUUGCAGCUGACACAUAAACUUCCCGGCAAGUCUAUGGCCCAUUAUCUUCCUCCUCUUCCCUUGCUGCAAGGUGCUCAUUUCUUUAAAUCAUUAUUGAAGGCAAAUCUCUUCUGGCACUGCCAUGUACACGCACGUGGGCUUGGGUUUUGUGGUGAGUUGUGUUUAGACUUUGAAUAAGACUGCUUCCUUGGUGUUAUUCUGAAUAGAGUCUUCUUACUGGCCAGAGGAACAGAUAUUUGGCCUUGUGUUCAGAACUUGGAUUCUGGCACUUAGAAGUUGGCUGGAUUUUUAGGUUCUCCUUCUCUCUCUGCAUGUACCAUAAUGGUUCUUCCAGAUGUGUCCUUUUUAUUCCUAAGGCAGGCUUUAGGGAGAACUGGAAUAUGCGGGUCUCACUCCUCUUCUGCCUUGAUAGGAAAGAUAAGGUUCAUUGUUCAGAGAGCUUCUUUCAGAUUCUGAAUUUAAGAAGGAAAAAAAAACAAAAAAACAAAAAAGCAUGUCAUGCUUUGCCCUGAUUUUCCCUGCAGGAAGGGUAGCCUCAAUCAUUUUUCUUCAGCACAAUGUGAUUCCAUGUUAGAGAUGAUCUUUAAACACCUUUACAGACAAAUCUCAAUUUUAGGUAUGAGAACAUGAAGCGUACCAAAAAGUCGGCAUGAAUACCACUUCUAAUCAAAAUAAACAACUAGGAAAUCUUUUGACCAUCAGAUAGUAACCAUGACAAUCGUAUCCAUGUAAAGUCAUCCAUAAAUAAUUGUCUGCUACACUGUUCUCCAGCACACCUCUCUCUGGAGAGGCAAACUUUUCCCUUGUUAUAUUUUUUUCUUUCCCCGUAGCAUGAUAUCUGGUAUAAACAUGCCGAUUUUACAAGAAAUUGGUAAUGUCACCCAAAACUUAGUAACAACUGGGCUAAACAAUACACAAAUUGAGUUAUGUUUUACUCAUCCACAAAAAUAUCUGUACUUUCAAGCAUGCCAAAAAUUAUCUAAAAUUGUUACAGCUAAACAAAUGAUUGUCAUAUUUAUACUCACAUGUUUACUGUUUCUAUUUGGAGUGGGAAGAAUUUACCCAGAGCAACAGUGGUUACAAUGUUUUCUCCAAUGUGUUAUAAAAAGCAGCUGCUCUGGGAUCGUCCUAUCACAAGAAUCCAUGUGGCACGGGAGAGGCGAGAUCGGCCUCGAUUCUGCAAAUCGAAUUGCAUGCAUUGAAAGGGUCCUUGAAGCUCCUUGUUCAGAAAUGUCCCCAGACUAUUGCAAGGGUUUCAAGAGAGCAUCUUACACACCCUGAUUUUCUUCCUUCCGUCUCUCUCAUGUCUCACCCGGGACUGCUUCUGCCCGUGAUCACUUAGUGUAUCCCCCACUCUCCAAAACAUUAAGUCUUCUAACUCUCUCACCAUCUACUUGGAUUGGUCCAUUCAUGGAAGACAGUGGUAUCUGGGUAAAUAAUUGUUCUCUCAAAGAUUCCUCUUAGGUCCUACUAUGUGUCGGGAAUCAUUGGCUCUAAGCCACUAGCAACUCUGCAGUUCUUAUUUUAGAGAUGAAACUCCAUUGGUUGAGAGAGGUUAAGCACUUGCCCCCGAUCAAGGAGGAACCAUGACUUUUAAAGCUGGGUGUCCCUGACUCUAAGCACACACUUUUCCCAUAGCAUCCCUGCUUCAUUCGCCGUGAGGGUAUGCUAAGGGUACCAAACCAUCCCCCCACUUUAAAAUGUUGUGUUUCCUUGGGAUUGACUACAUAUUAACCUUGGCAAGUAUGCUACAAAAUCUCCAAUGCAGCCAAGAGCAGAUCAUCAGAAGAUUGCUAUCUACAAUUCUCUCAGACCACAGCACAUUUUUAGGGUUAUUGACCUAGAAUGUUGUUAAGGCCUUGCAAGAAGGGGAAAUUAUACCAAACUGGAAGAAGAUGUGCACACGAGAGAAUGCAAAAGAGGCUGCCUCGGCCAAGAACAGAAAACACAACGGUAGCCAGGACACCCACUGGGAGGUGUGUCUGCGUUAUUGGUUACCAGCCAUGAUUCAUAUGAACACCCAGAAAGUAUAUCUUUUUGAAAAAUGAAUGCAAACCAAUCCAUCGCUCACUCGUGCGUAUUCCAACUUGAUUUAUUUAUUUAUUUACUUUUGAGUUGGAAAAAAGGGAUGAUAGGUUUUCCACCAGGAUUGGCAGAGUGUGUUGAACAUGUGACAUUCGUGGAUGCCGCUGUGAGAGCCGGGUUCAGAGUGGUAGCCAGAGUCCCAGGCCAUCUUGGAGGCACAGUUGGCAGCAAUGUUCCUUACGAGAUGGCAGCCCGUGCUUCUGGAUUUUCUUUCCCACGUGAAAGCUGCACACUCUCAGCAUCUUGGGCCCUCCUUCCUGCCAUGUGAACCAUCACGCAGAUCUUCUAGCUCAGUCCGUUUCUUGUCUUGGCCUGGGGGUGAGCACAUUUCAGGAACUGUUUGCUUGGGCAGGUAGUUGUUCAUCCUUUAAUCACAGCUACUUAGUCACAGCUGGACAAACAGUCUCAGUUGCUUCUGGGGCUAGAUCUGCUCAGAUCCUCCUGCCAGAAAGACACCGCCUCUUUAUGUGAACAUUAGUUGACAUAUUUAAGGACAAGAGCUCUGUUCAUCAACAAAGGGGGGGAAUGUGGCCAACAGGGGAAGUUGAGCAGGUGGAAGGCACUCUCCUAGAAAAAGCCAGGGUGACUAGAAGGAAGACAGAGGUGGCAUAAAGUGGAGACAUCAGAGCUAUACUCACUGGUCACUCUGAUCUCUUUUACACUACUAGGACUUUUAACCAUGAGACCACCUGUACACAGCUCCCGUCGAACCCAGUUGGAACACUGUUUGCGCCUGCUCCGUGUCUACAAACUAAGCUGUGGAGCAGGGCUGAGUCCACCAUCUUCCAAAAGCAAUGGCAGCAGUAGCCUCUGGCCCUCCCAAGUUCCUGCGAGAUGAGUGAGUGGAGAUGACCGUUACGGAGCUGGGUCAGGAAAGCCAGUUAGGAUGUCAGCAGAGGAGGCUGGCCCCUGCCAAGAUUGCCGUCGGCACAGUCUUACUCUUGCCCCCAGACCCAAAUGUCCUGUGGGUGGGCUGGGAACAGCCCCAUCGGCUCUAGGCAGGAAAAUGUCAUUUCUUCUUUGCUACCGCAGCUUGGAUUAUGGGUUCUCCCGCCCACAGGAAAGGCUGUGGGCUGGUGUGAAGGCGGAGGGGGAAGGGGUUUAGCAAUGCUUUGCUGCAGCUGAGAAGCAAGGAAUUGCCCUAAGGCUGGAAGCUUGUUCAUUUCAAAAGGUAAAAUAAUUCCCUUUCCCUUUCAUGUGGCUCAGGAGUUACUACAUUAUCUCCUUCCAUAUCAUAUUCAAUGUGGCCACAUUAGAAGCUAGAAAUAAUUUUUGCCAGACUAUGAAAACUACAGACUUCAUUAGGGUAAAAAAUCUGAAAGCGGAUUUACACUGUAUUUAGAGAAAAAUAUGAUGCGGGCCCAGGCCUAUGAAACAACCUGAAUACAGCAGGCGCAUUUGAAUGUUAAAGAGAAGAAGUGAAGACCAAAAAUCCCGAUGUGAGUUUCACAUCUCCAUCCACGACUUUGCUUUAUGUUUGUCCAAGUGGAUUCUCUCAUCUCAGACAUUCCCGUGGCAGAAAGAGAAGCCAGGGCUUCACGUGGCACAGGAAGAAAUGGGGCAGUGAGUUGAGGGAUUUCUUCCAAUACCCACAUAUUCAGCCUCCAACUCCUUUUUCCAUCCUCAAUGUCCCCGAGGCCUGCCACCCUCUAACUUCCAUGUUUUGCUCCUUCGUCUCUCACUGGUAAUUCCAGUUGUGUCACACCUUCUCUCCUGCCAGCAUUGGGCGGCACAGAAUCAUCCCAGGGCUCAAGUGCAGGUCUGUCCAUGCUUCUCUCCGUGGCUAACAGACAGGCACUUGUAAUCCUGUUCCUUCCCCCUAGAUAGGACACCACGGGGCUAAGGAAAUAGGGAGGCAGGAGGCUCUUAGUUUGCUCAGUGGGGUGGCAUGUAAGGCACAGUCAGCAGUGACUAUCACCGUAAGGUCCUCAGGAACACAAAAGUCCCAAAGGGAGUUGUGGGAACACUCCUACUGCCAGUCACUGUGGACACUGAUCGUCAGCAGCAAACUCUCUCCCUGUGCCAGGCACUGCACUUGGCAUGAAAACCACAGAGAGGCACAGGCCAUUCCCAGCUUAUGAGCUGGGUGGGUCCAAGUUCACCUGCUUAGAAGUCAAGAAUGUUUUUCCAAGAGGCAUUGUUCUACAUGGGGGAGGGGAGGGCUGUUCCCAGAUGAACCAAAAAAUAAAAAACUAUUUAAUGUUCACCAAGACUUGGCAAGCUUUUUCUGUAAAUGGCUAGACAGUAAAUGGUUUAGACAUUACGGGCUUUAUGUUCUCUAUCACACAUAUUUCUCUGUUUGGACUUUUGGUGGAGAGGGGAGAUCAUCCUUUAAAAAUGUAGAACCAAGUGCUUGCCUCGCACGCACAAGGCCGUGGGUUCAAUCCCCGGCACCACACACGCACACAAAUUUAGAACUAUUCUUAGCUUGGAAAAAAGAAAGGUGUGGGCCAGAUUUAGCCCACGGGGCACGAUUUGUGCCCAUGACCAUCACAGGGUGCAGCUCAGUGCAAACAAUGGGAAACAAUGGUCUGGGGUGUCAGCUUUUUUAAACAUGUCAUCGACAUAUCUCCACUUAGCUAAAUCAGUGUUCCCAACCUGCAUGAGUUGCUAGACAAAGUGACAAGUUCAUGUCCCAGGGCGGCUUUCUGAGCAGGGGUCAGAAGCAGAGGUGAGACCCACUGCACUCCAUCCCUGCAGCUGCAGAACGGGCAGGUCGGCAGGAGCCCGGGGAACCCGUGGCCGGCUCAGCCCUCCCCUCGUGGCCUGACUCAGACAACAGCAACAGCUCCAGGCCACGCGGCCAAGGCUGACCUCAAAUUCCACCCACCCCUUGGGCCCUGCUGAGGGAGGGGUCCCCAGAAGUCUUUUGGGGCCACGCUUGGCUCCUUGGAGAGCCUCCUGUACCAGGCAUUUGCAAGCCCUGCCUGGAGCUCACUAAGAGUCAUGGGGCAUGAACAGAGGGCGUCUCCCAAGGGACAAGCAGGAGGAGGGUUUCUUCUCCCCGUCUCUUUUCCUAGUUUUCCUUUUCCUGUCAGUGUGGGGUCCCCUAACUAGAAUGGACAUGGUGCUGCCACAGGGAAAUGUAGUUGACCUUCCCAGGCACCAAAGCCACAGUUCUGAGCGAGGUCUGUGCGGCAGGGACUCCCUGCCCCUCCCGCUCCCUCUCCAGGCCUGGUGGGACUGGAAAUAAGGCUGGGUCCUCAUGGCCCCGGGCAAGGUGUCCCCAGAGUUGAGAGAGGAGACUCCUCGGCUGGGCUCUGGGGUGAGGCGUGGACUGGCAGUGGGUGCAGAGCAGCUGGAGAAGGACCUGGAAAUAUUGAGGCCCUUUUAAUAAUGACACCGCUGCCUACCUUGAGCACAAAAAGGAAGGUCUAGGUGGACACCACUGGCCGUGUCCCUCUUCCCCCGUCCCCUGCUCUUGAUCCUUGCCUUUUCCAAUCUCCUUUCCUAGUCCUGUCCUCCAUCUCCAUAACUCCACCCCCUACUUCUUCCUAACCUUACAAGCAAUGUAAGAUGCGGGGGUAGGUACCCUCGCUGCAAUGGGUACCAUUUCUGUGGCAUCUUGUGCUGGGUGACAGUAUGGGGCUUCCCUGAGCAACAGCCCUGACUCAGCGAACCCUGGCCCCUGCAGCCUCCCUGCCCAGGGCAGGGGGCCUGGCCACAAAGGUGAGGUGAGGAUGUUCUCAAGGCCCCGGUCCUCAAGGACUUCCACCCUCUCCUUACGUCGCCGUCUCUCUGUCCUUACACUGCUUGUUCCAAGUGAAGAGUGCCAACACUGUGCAGCCACGUUUUAGAAAAGAGCUGGCGCUCAGAGUGGUUCCUGGCAUUCCCAACCACACUCCCAAGAUGGGCAUCUCUUCCUUUGCCAGUGGUCGCCUCUCACUCUGACGGUUCAGACGACUUUACUGAGCCUUGCAAAGUCACCUUCUGUCUUGCAAAGUUACCUUCUGUCCUCUUGCUCUUCAUCUUUGGUCUCUUGCCUGUGUUGUUUCUUUUCUGUUUGACUUUCCCUGGGGCCUGCAGGCCUGGAUUAAUCCCGUAAAGUACACCUGGCUCCCUGUUAGCCCUGGGCAAUGACAAACCCUUCAGGAGGCACACCCUGGGCAAAACCGUCAGCUGGGCAGAGGGUGUUCUCUUCUGGGCUCUGCUCCUUGACCCUGCCCCCACCAGCCCAUCUGUGACUGGGACUUCUCCACUCACCCUCUCCUUGCACUGAGAACCUUUAGGCUUCAAGAAAAGGUUCUCCUCCUACCAACUUGCUCUGGCUUUUGCUGCCUCUGCAGUCCCCUCCCACCCUGCCCAGGUUGUCAUUACACAGUACCAGGUUGUCAUUAUCUGGCUUCAACAAGAUAUCCCCUGUCCUACUGCUGGGGGGCGGGGGCUGGAAGUCCAAGGUCAAGGCAUCAAAGUCCAAGGUCAAGGCAUCGAAGGUGAUUUCUGCUCCUGUCUUGUGUAGUCUGUGCAAGUACACGUCUGUGUCCUAACUUCCUCUUCUUAUCAGAAGCCCAGGCAUAUUACAUUAGGAUGCACCUUCAUGACCUCUUUAAAGACCCUGUUUUCAGACACAGUUCCAGUGUGAGGUAAUGGGGGUGAGGGGUUAGGAUUUCAAUAGGAAUUUGGGAAGCAUUAAAUUCAGCCCAUCUGAACCCUCCAUGCUCUCCUUUCUUCCCAUAACAACAACAAAAAAAAGUAUCCAUAAUUCUUUUCCCAGAUCGAAAGGUCAAAUACAGCCCUUUCUGAACCCCCUCCCCAAGUUCUUACACCAAUUCUCUAUAUAAUGUAUUUGGCAACUAAUUGUGCACUUUAUUUUUAAAAUCCACAUCAUUUAAAGUACUUUAAAAUAUAAAUUGUAUACACUGUGCUUAUAUAGGUUCUGUCUAUUCAACUUGAUGAAAACUCCUAGUAGCAUGAACAGUCAUGUCAUUUAAUAGGACUGAGACCCCAGUCCCAGGUAGGCAAGAAGUGUUGACAAGGGUCUGGAGACCAGGACCACAGGUACUUGGAAAUGUCUAGGAAAGCUCAGGAAAAAGGCUGAAGAUCCUGGAGUUUCUGAAAAGUUACAGUGAAGCCGGUCACAGUGGUGCACACCUUUAAUCCCUGUGGCUUGAGAGGCUGAGGCAGGAGGAUCCUAAGUUCAAAGCCAGUCUCAGCAACUUAGUGAGGCCCUAAGCAACUUAGUGAGACCCUGUCUCUAAAUAAAAUAUAUAGAAAGGACUGGGGGUGUAGUUCAGUGGUGAAGCCAGUCUCAAUCCCUGGUACCAAAAAAUAAGAAAGAAAAGUUACAGUGCGAUCCUAAUUAAGGGGAAGGGCACACAGCAAUGGAGACUCACAGGCCAACAUCCACCUCAAGUCAGGGGGACAUAUGGUCACCUCAGGGAUAUCUGCACCCAGGAAAGCAGAGCCCCAUCUCUGAAUGUGCAGACCCCAGACCCUGAGGGCAAGGGGAGGCAGAGCAAGUGGAGUCAAGGACCAACAGCAGUCCCAGUCCUGGGAUCUGGAUCAGUGAGGACGUUCCGGAGCCCUGUGGUGACCCCAGGCCCUUCCCAGUCACAGGAGGAUUGAGGGUAUGUCAAUGGCACCUGCCCUACUUCAGGAUUGGCUUGCAAAAUGAGUCCCCAAGAAUCUGCAGGCAGCUUUCAGGCAAUUUCCUCUCCUCAGUGUCAUAACCCAAGAGGACAGGAGGCUGUGCCACCCUGGGAUGGAGGCUGGGGGCAGCUCUCCUGGUGAAACUCAGUCUAACCUUCUGGAGACCACCUCCCACCCUACUGCCUCAGCCUCCAGUGGCUUCGAAUACAGGGUCCUGUAGCACCUGGCCUCUCUUGUGAAAUUCUUAUUUCUGUUUGGUCAAGCCAGCUGAGCCCUGCUGUAGACAAAUCUGUCACCUGCAGGGCUCCACCAUGACAGCCGUAGAAGAUUUUCUCCUCUGCCCUGGUUCCCGCUGAGCAGCACAGAGCAUUUAUCCUCAUUAGGAAGACUCAGGACGCUGACACAUGGCACCUCCCGGCACGCGCGGUCUGCCCAAGGGACGGGGCUGCUUUGGUUCCCCUCCCCCACCCUAUCCCAGGGGACCCUCAGAUUGCAAGUGAUCCUCAUCCCACAAUAUCAACGACAAUGAGGCACCCUUGUUGCCAGAGCAACGCCAUUCAUCAGCUUCGGCUCAAUCUACACAUUAGGGAGCGGAAAGUCACAUGGAAAGGCAGGGCCCACGGAAGUAUUCUGUGCAUUCAAGUCAGACGCCAUCCAGACGCAGUGUGGCAUGCCUGUAGCGACAGCUCCUUGAUGGAUCCACUUCUUAACAAAUGGUCUUCCUCCCCACCCGGGUCUGCAUUCCUUUUGCCCAAUCUGGCCCUAGCUUUCGCUGUGAAACUCAGUCAUUGAAGGCUGCACGGCUGGGGAGCCAGGUCGUGAAACCCAGAGCAUCAGGGUGAGGGCUCUCCCCCACAGGUCUUUCCUUCCCCGGGGGCCUGUGUCAUACCAGAGAUGACAGUGGUGGUAAAGAGCAGAGGAGGAGGUGACAUUGACGAAUGGUAGGGGAAGGAGCAGCUUCAAUUCACGAAUAAGGAUGCCCAAAUUCCAACCAACAAGAAAGCUAUUUUAAAAAAUAUGCUAGACAGUAUUUUUAUGAGCAAAACAUGCGAGCAUUACAAGUAUUUGAGUAACAAUUUAUUGCCAGUUUUCUACAGACUUUUUUUAAGAGGGAAACAUCGAUUAGGAAAUAAUUGAAUUAAAAAGGGAAGUCCCUUGCAUGCUGUCCCCUCCACUUGCAGCAGUUGACAUACCAAACAUGUCUCACAAUCCCAAUUCCUAAACUUCAGCUGAGAGCUGACGAGGGCCACGGGAGUUUCACUUCACCCCUGGGGGCCCAGAUGAAAGCAUUUGCUUUCUUCAUCAGAUGGGAAGGAAAGCCACUUUCCUUGUCUCUGGGGGUGGCCAGUCCCAACAGUCCACUUUCUUAGCAUUUCCACACAGGCGUAACCCACGCUGCCAACUGUGGAAAUCUUUUACUCCCUCACAUGCACCUCUGAGGGAUCCUGCAGAGAUAAGGUUCGGAUCAUAGAAACUAUCUUCUUGGAGCACCUGCUAUGUGCCAAGCCCUUAGAACACUUUGAGAUGUGAGGUGCCAGAUCUUACAGCCCCAUUACCAAAGGAGUAUUCUCCCAGAGACCCAGCGCCAUGACGCAGGCAUGAGGCGAGGAAGGCAGGGAAAUCUGUAGGGAGUCAGACAGAGAGCAGAUCGGGAGAAGCGGCACUUGCCUGCCCCCCACCCCCAGCCCGGGCUCUCCUUGUGUGAUCUCUCCACCUGUGGAAGCUGACCGUCCUGCCCACCCCAGAGCCCAUCACAGGAGGGGAACUAGAAGCAUCUUGAGAGCAGCACUGUGGGAAGGGCUGCGGACCCAGGGGGUCCCAGACCUUCCUUCGAUGCAGUCUGUAUCUCUGAGUGACUCUCUGAGCAAGUCAUUUGACCUCUGUGGCCCUGUGUUCUCAUCUGUGAAAUGGGGAUGCAGGUGAAGUGGCUUGCAGGGAGGUGCCUCAUGCACCCAUAAAACCUGUGAAAUUGCAGCAGGCCCCCAACACACGCCCGAGGCACUCUCUCGGGGUCCCCAUUCUCCUUCCCGGUUGCUGUCUACCCAAGAUGAUUACCGUACAGCUUACCUGUAUCUCCAAGUGCUGAAAAACUAGGUGCAGGAACGGAGAAGCUGAGUCUCUCUCUCUCCCGCUUCCUGAGCUCUUCUACUUCAGCUUGAUUCUUGCUCACUGAAAGUGGACACUCAUUCCUCUUCAACUAGGUGGGAAGUCACUAAGCAACCAUGUGCCAAGCUGGGGUGCUACGUGCCCAGCUCAGGGUACUAAGCACCGGAUUCUCAGUUACCCACCGCCUUCUCCCAUGCUAUUUUCUUUGAGUUGGAAAUAGUCCUCCUUGGAUUUUUAAUUUUUUUUUUAAAUCAGUCUCCUGGCACUACUUUGAAGCUUUCCACCAAACUCAGGAUUACAGACACCAGAACAAGGGACCAGGCCUGGCAUUUAUAAUCUUUCUCCCACCUGCCACUUACUUGGCAUUAGGAAGUGUUUUAUGUGAGCGUGGCUGUCCUGUGAAAGAUGCUGCAUAAAACGCAGCCAUUCUAUAAAAGGUGUGGGUGUGAGUUUAUAUAACUGACCUUAUGGGAAAGGGAAGUCAUUUUGACCUCUGGAAGAAGAGACAGGAUUUGACACAAAGCUUGGGUUUAGAAUUGUCUAAGGAGACAGGGCUGAGCAUUUCCUGGCAACUGUCAGAAGUGAAUGUUUCCAAGACAAAACAGUCGCUCCCCAGUCGUGAACAGAGGGAGUUGAGAUUUUAUGGGAAUUGGGCCCCUGUCCGGGGAGCGCGGGAGCAAUCUCAGUUCUGAUUUCAGACCCGCCGCUCAGGUCCAGGCAUCGCUGUGGAACCUUGAAAGGAUCUGCGGGAGGCUUCUGGGCAGGUGAUUUAGCAGCAAAGUCCACGCUGCGAGCUCAGCCCAGCACCCAGGUCUGAUGAGGCAGUCCCCUGCACCCAGAGGCUGUCUUCAGCAGGGACUUGCCACCAUCUCCCUGCCAGAUGGUCUCUUGUGAUUCAGAUCUUCAAACUUGCUUUAAACAGAAAGGAAAGUCAUUUUCAGGGUGGGGUGCUUGGCCCAGCCCUGCUUUGGAUAAACACAGUCCAUGGCUAUUUUGGUCCUCUGGGUUUUAAGAAGCAGCUGCUAAGUUGAGGCAAGAGCGAAGGGAUCAGUGUUGGCCCAAAUUAAAAUGAAGAGUCCAGUUCUUUCGGUGCUGGAGGAAAAAUGGCUAGAGCAACAUGUCACAGGGAACAGCACGUGAGCGGCCUGGCUAAGGGGACAGGGGCACAGAUUCAAUCGAGAGGAGCCACCUCUUCCAGGUCUGAACAUGUAGAGCCGGGUACUUCAGGUUUGGAGUAAGAAUUCUCAUUCUAAAAAAUGGUUAAAAUUUUGACCAUAAUUGAUACAUGAUGCUUGGUAUAUUAAAAGUAGAAUAUGAUCGUUUGAGGGUCAGCCCACGUCGUUUUGUAAGGGGGCAUACCCCCAUGACGCGAAGUUGGCUCCCUGUCCCUGAAUUCCGUCCUUCCUCCCUCACGACGAUGGUGCAACCCUGCCUUCGUUCUGCUCCCUCUGGGCUUUAGAAUGCUCCCCAGGAGCUGCUGGGUCUUGCUCUACAAAUGCUCUGUCGAGUUUUCAUGGGACUCUAGAUCAAAUCUAUGACUGAUGUCCCUGCUGGAACAAUGGCCCUCGUUUGGGGAAUCAGCUUAGCAGAACUCCCCCUGCUGUGUUCUUAGAAUUUAGAUGCUCAAGAGUCCUUAGUGUUCCUCAGAUACUAGCACAUCCAUAGAAGUAGAAGCCACACCACCAAACAAAACCACCUUCUCCCAAAGUAACUGCCAUUGCAUAUGGAUGCUCUCUCAGUCACUUACCCAGCCUGUAACCCUCAGUGCAGAUCUACCAUGUGCCAGGGCCUGGAGAUUAACAAGGGUGGAGACAUAGUCCUUGCGUCAAAGCCCGUGCAGAACAUGGUGAGCACAGGUAAGCCAACAAGUGCAGGAGAGCAUAGCAAGUGUGGGGGUCCAUAUCCAUUGCAGAGUUACUGGGCCUGAAGGAAGGCGCCCCCCAGCCUUAGAGUUAGGCUUCUUACAAACGGUACACUUUAGUGGCAUCCUGAAGGACAAAACUGAGUGGGCAGCAGAAGUUGUUGUUCUAGCACAGAAGGAACACAUCCAUGUCAAGGCCCUGGGGCUGGUGAAUCUCCGGCACUUGCUGGGGUUGCCCCUCCCUCAGUUCAUCAGGUGUGAAGAGAUUAGCCUUGCUGAUCAUGGUGGCCAGUCCCUGAUACUUGCAGGCAGAUUCGCCUGCUUUCCUUAUCGCUCUUUUGAAGCUGAGGGAGAGCUCACUGGGUGAGCCUGUACGUGGUGAGCACAGGACUUUCCUGACAGAGCCACCAUGUUUGGCCUGGCUGAAAAUGGAAAGGCCUUGGUUUUCCAGUUGGCUGAUUCUCUGUUCCUAAGGUUUAGCGCAGCACUGCAGUGGGUGACUGAAUGAGAAAAGAAAAGCUACUUCUUUCUCUUCAUGCAAAUAAACAUUUGCUCAAGCAUGCUAAUCCGUAAGAGCAGCCACACCAUUCGGACGGACAUCUUAAGGAGAAAAUUGAACACCAGGCAAUUCUGCAUUAUUAAAAGUGGAGGAAUGAUUUGCAGCAAGAAAACAUUGUGCAAUGUGUUUUAAAAUAAAGAGUUUUGUCCUACCAAAAAAAUGCGGACGAAAAUUGCAUCCCCAAAGUACCCCCUGGCUGGUUUCCACACUGCCCUCCCAAGGUCAAGGUCGGUAGCUCACACUAAGUCAGAGCUCAUGAUUAGCAGAGGUGCCAGGCAGCUCACUGCAAUGCAAAUGCAGCCCAGGGCGGGAGGCGCAGCCGCAGAGAACUCAGAGCUGUGCUCUGCCAUCAACAGCAAUUAGGAAGGAUUUGAUUUACUGGGGCUAAGGAAGACAAAAUUGGAGGUUCAUUUUCCCUGUGAAAUUAAAACCGUAUUUUAGUAAAUAAGGCUGAUGCCAUUUAAACACAGACCCUGCGACACUUCCCGGUCUGCAACAGUUUUUCUGCUUGUAUCCUCCUUAGGAGCUCAAAAUGCAAACACCGCUUUUCCUCCUUGCCAGAGAAGUAAUUGUGGGCUGGCUGGCUGAUUUUAGAUGCUAUGGUUUCCCUGUAACCUUUGCAACUGCUGUAACAAGUGAGAUCCCUGUGAGGUACAGUGUCUAGCUGCACAGUGUCCACCCAUGUCCACCCGCUCCAGGCUUGGCGUUCGGUCAGUCCAGCUGACAAUCUCAUUACCUUUCCUUCUAUAUUACAAAAAACAAAAAACGAACAAAAAAAAAAAAAAAAAAAAAAAAGAGUUAAUCCGAAUCAUGCUGAGAGUUUGGUAUGUGCUCUGUGCUUUACGAGGGAGAAUUCUCUCCUGCAUCUGAUUAAUAUGUUCAUGUGUGUGAAUUGUUUUACUUGAAUUAACUGCACCAAUUGUAUUAAGGCAUAUAUCUUACACCCAGGCUGUCCGAAAUGGCUUUGAAACAUUUUAUGUCUUUUAAAAGGACUCAGAUACGCUUGGAAUGUGCUAAGUGUUCCGGAAUUUUCUACACACUAUUUUUACAGAUUCAUUUGUUUAUAAUGUGACAUGGUGGUCAUGUUGGCUUUCUGUUCUUUUUUUUUUGAAGAAAAUGAAUGUACAUAUUUCAAAGCAACUGAAUAAGUUAUUGAAAAACUAUACACAUCAUGCCCACAGUUAAAAGUGAAUUUAUUUUAUUCGUUUAAUAAAGUGACUGUUCAAAUUAUAAGCAUUUAUAUUGUCCUUAUUCGUAUGGAUGCCCUGUAUUUAAAAGUUGUUCCAU